UGACGCGCGGUGACGGCCUGGGCCCGGCCCGGGGCGGGGCAGGCCGGGGCGAUGGCGGGCAUGGCGGAGGCGCUGGCGAAGGAGCGGGCGGCGGCGCUGGGCGCGGGGCGACACGGCCACGCCGUCCCUUACCUGGGCCAGCGCUUCGGGGCGCUGCGGCAGGAGUGCCUGCAGGCGGGGCGCCUCUUCCACGACCCCUCCUUCCCCGCCGGCCCCGCCGCGCUCGGGUACAACGAGCUGGGGCCCGGCUCCUACAAGACGCGGGGCGUCGAGUGGCGCAGACCCACGGAGCUGUGUGCCAGCCCGCAGUUCAUAGCCGGCGGAGCCACGCGUACGGACAUCUGCCAAGGGGCCCUAGGGGACUGCUGGCUCUUGGCAGCUAUUGCCUCUCUCACCCUGAAUGAAGAAAUUCUGGCCCGUGUUGUUCCCAACGACCAAAGCUUCCAGGAUGAAUAUGCAGGAAUCUUCCACUUCCAGUUCUGGCAGUACGGGGAGUGGGUGGAUGUUGUGGUGGAUGACCGGCUGCCCACCAAGAACGGGGAGCUGCUCUUCGUGCACUCAGAGGAGGGCAGUGAGUUCUGGAGCGCGCUGCUGGAGAAGGCCUAUGCCAAGCUGAACGGAUCGUAUGAGGCUCUCUCUGGUGGCACCACCACUGAAGGCUUUGAGGACUUCACUGGUGGAAUUGCAGAAUGGUAUGAGCUGCAGAAGGCACCACCCAACCUCUUCAAAAUCAUUCAGAAAGCACUGGAGAAAGGCUCUCUUCUGGGCUGCUCCAUCGAUAUCACCAGUGCGGCCGAAACGGAGGCAGUCACAUCCCAGAAGCUGGUGAAGGGACACGCGUACUCUGUCACCGGGGCAGAAGAGGUGAACUUCAGGGGAAGUGUCCAAAGGCUGAUCAGAAUCCGAAAUCCCUGGGGGGAAGUGGAGUGGACCGGGAAAUGGAAUGACAACUGCCCAAACUGGAGUGGCAUUGACCCGGAGGUGCGGGAGCGUCUGACAAGGAGACACGAAGAUGGGGAGUUUUGGAUGGCGUUCAAUGACUUCUUGAGGCAUUACUCCCGCCUGGAGAUCUGCAAUUUGACUCCAGAUACCCUGGCAAGUGACAGGUACAAGAAGUGGAGCCUGCUGAAGCUGGAUGGGAACUGGAGGCGAGGAGCUACUGCAGGGGGCUGCAGGAAUUACCCGAACACUUUCUGGACGAAUCCACAGUAUUUAAUCAAGCUGGAGGAAGAAGAUGAGGAUCCUGAUGAUCCUGAGAGGGGCUGCACUUUCCUCAUUGGCCUGAUUCAGAAGCAUCGGAGGAAGCAGAGGAAGAUGGGAGAGGACAUGCACACUAUCGGCUUUGCAAUUUAUGAGGUGCCCCCAGAGUUUUCUGGCCAGACGAAUAUUCAUCUGAGCAAAAACUUUUUCCUGACAAACAAAGCAAGAGAAAAAUCCAAUACUUUUAUCAACCUCCGAGAAGUGCUGAACCGGUUCAAGCUCCCUGCAGGAGAAUAUAUUGUUGUGCCAUCUACCUUCGAACCCAACAAAAAUGGAGACUUCUGCCUCCGAGUCUUCUCUGAAAAAAAUGCGAACUCAAAGGUUAUAGAUGAUGAAAUUGAGGCCAAUUUUGAAGAGACUGAGAUCAGUGAAGAUGACAUUGAACCUAGCUUCAAAAAGCUUUUUGGACAGCUAGCAGGAAGUGAUGCAGAGAUCUCUGCCUUCGAGCUGCGCAGUAUCUUGAAUAAAAUCAUGGCUAAACGCCAAGAUAUUAAAUCUGAUGGCUUUAGUAUCGAGACAUGCAAAAUAAUGGUUGACAUGUUAGAUAAUGAUGGGAGUGGAAAACUGGGACUGAAGGAGUUCCACACACUCUGGACAAAGAUUCAGAAAUAUCAGAAAAUUUACAGGGACAUUGAUGUGGAUAAAUCUGGUACCAUGAAUUCGUAUGAGAUGAGGAGAGCGCUGGAAGCAGCAGGGUUCAAGUUGAACUGCCAGUUACAUCAAAUCAUCGUGGCUCGUUUUGCUGACGAAGAUCUCAUCAUUGACUUUGAUAACUUUGUCCGGUGUUUGAUUCGGCUGGAAACCUUGUUCAAAAUGUUUAGAAAAUUGGAUACUGAGAAAACUGGAACAAUAGAAUUGAACCUCGUGACUUGGCUGUGCUUCACUGUCAUUUGAGCUACUUCCAUCAGCCCAAGAUGCUUCAAAAAGAUCAGGUGGAGAUAAUCAAGCAACAUACAACGCAAAAACAAUAAUAUCCUAAAGUGAAUGUGCCUUAACUUACAAAUAGGAAUUUUGCAUAUCAUUAGAAAGAAGAAAGAGGGCUAGUGCAACAGCAGAAGAAUCUGCAACCUCAUUUUAUAGGCGUAACAGUCUUUAUUUGCUACUAUAUAUCCUCUGUACAACUUUAAUUCAGUAUAAAUUCUCAGUGUACCUUUUGAAAAUAUUGCUUUGCUAAUAUCUUUAUAUUUAAAAUGUUUUACAUGAAUUCUGGAAGAAAGCUCAGACUAAUGGACUGGUUGAGUAAGUGCUUUUUGCAUAGCAGCACCACAAGGUCCCACCUAUCUGAAGUUAGAAAAGGGAUGGUGUUGCAUUAUCUCAGCACACAGAUGGUUGGACAAGGUCUAGGUCCCCUGUGUGUUUUCUGUUAAGAUCUAGCUUUAUUUGGGUUAAAUAUUCUUUGAAGGAUUUGACUAACAAGUACACACUUUAACAAACUGAAGACAAGUCUUUGCAUCCUGACCCUUUAUGUCCCUGUAGCAGGAGGCUGUUGGCAACCAGACUCUUGCAAGAUAAAGCAUGUGCUCUCAGGUUUUGAGUUCCUGUAUCUUAUUUAUCUUCCUCUGAAAUACAAGAAAGUACUUAAAUAAAAAGAUAACAGUGGAA
Molecule: messenger RNA, 2862 nt
Organism: Cygnus olor (mute swan)
Lineage: Eukaryota; Metazoa; Chordata; Aves; Anseriformes; Anatidae
Gene: CAPN2
Product: calpain 2
Exons: 21
Coding region: 52-2154 (700 amino acids)
Biological process (GO): proteolysis
Cellular component (GO): cytoplasm
Molecular function (GO): calcium ion binding; calcium-dependent cysteine-type endopeptidase activity
Source: RefSeq, a predicted model, not a curated record